This is a messenger RNA of Pseudozyma hubeiensis SY62, 2622 nucleotides long. RefSeq lists its product as hypothetical. Gene Ontology annotation, molecular function: zinc ion binding; sequence-specific DNA binding; protein binding. Lineage: Eukaryota; Fungi; Basidiomycota; Ustilaginomycetes; Ustilaginales; Ustilaginaceae. The coding region runs from base 1 to 2622 and encodes 873 amino acids. The record is from RefSeq and is a predicted model, not a curated record. The transcript has a single exon. Gene Ontology annotation, biological process: regulation of DNA-templated transcription.
AUGUCAAAUCAAGGCUUUUCCGGCUUCGAUACCGCCGCCAACUUCUCCCACUCCUCUCAGAUGAUGAUGCCACAGCAUUCGGGCGCCGGUCUCUCAAAUCCAUCCAUGGACAUCAAUCCCACUCAACGUUUCAUUCCGUCCAUGCCGCCCAACGCAAUGGAUCCCUCUGCAUCUGCAGCGGCUGCAGCCGCCUAUGGCCAUCUCGGCUUCAACGGUUCCGUCUCGGCACCUGCAUCCAGGCGUCAGUCGCAGAGGACCGUCGAUCCAUCGCAGCCCAAUCAGCAGCAAGACGGCUCCUGGAAUGGUAUGCCCGCCAACAUGCAGGAAUUCAUGCAGGGCGGCGCCGAUGGGAUGGGCAACAUGUCCAUGCAAGCACCUUCCAACAUCAACUUUGGCAACAACAGUAUGAGCGGCUACGAACCCGAAGGUACUGGCUCCAACAGCAGCGAAGAUUCCGCGCAGGGCAAGCGUAGACGCAUGACGUUUGGUGGUGCACCCAUCAACCCAAUACACAUGCAGGGUGGUGCGAACAAGCCCAUGCUGAUGCACAAUGACAGCUCCAGCGGCAUCAGCGACAUGAACAGUAUCGGCUCCACACCCAUGCCUGCUUACACUCAGGAUGGACAGCAGACCAACUUGAUACGUCCGCCUUUCCGCCAUCGCAGGUCCCGCAGCGGAUCCGAGGCGAUGGGGCCAUCUGGUUUUGGGCAGCGCUCCUUCAGCAGCAUCGACGGUGGCGCCCAAGAUCUAUACGGGAGCGGCCUCGCUUACCCGCAGCCGCCGUCCUUGUAUCCGGCAGGUCAGCAGAGCCAUUCGUUUGCUGGGUCACAGGCGUUGGCAGCGAUGGGCGGACAUGCUGCCAGUCAUCCGCCUGGUCUUGGCAGCCAAAUCCUUCGCGGCGUCGAUGUGAGCGCCAGCGGCUCUUCUGCAGCCACCGACUUCACCAAGCGCAAGGGAUGGACCGGCCGCGUCGUCGAAGAGUUGCUCGACUUCGUUCACGUCUUGGAUCCGGAGGGCACCAUCCUCUUCGCCAGUCCCAGCGUUCAAGGCCUCACGGGCUGGAAGAGCGAAGAACUCAAGGGGCGCAAGCUCAUCGAGUUUGUGCACCCCCAGGAUGCUGCUUCGGUGGAGCGUGAAAUCGACAGGAUGCGUAGCAGCAAAGGCGAGCUCUUGACCUACUACCGCUUCAAGACCAAGCCCAAGACCAUCCGUCCACCCAAAAAGGGGGAAAAGACGUCCAAGGACAACGAUUCGUCGGCGGGGGACACCGCUGAGGAGAAGGACAAGAGCAACGAGCGUCGCAACGAGGCCGAGCAUGCCGACGCUUUUACGCGCGACGGCGACUACAUUGUCUUUGAAGCCACAGGCCACCCGUACUUCCCACCAGAGCCCUUGCCCGCUGCUGCCAGCGAUGCAGGCGACGGCGACAAGGACAAGGACGAGCAGCAAAACGAGAAGGGUGCAGGCAACAGCGGUUCCACUGACACACCUGCGGUGAAAUCCGAGAGCAUGGUUGCCAGCCUCUCCACCGGGUCGAAAGCGGCGCAUCCGCUGAGCCAGGAGCAGACGCUGCAGACGCCGACGAGCGACGCCACGAGCAGCUCACGCUCGCAGCUGCAGUGCUUCUUCUGCUCGGCACGCCCUUAUCCGAGCAAGAAUACGAGCAUGCUCGACUCGUUCCUCGAACUCAAGCUCGAGAACGAAAAGCUGCGUCUGCUCAUCGCCGAUAUGGACCUAACGGGUCCCGAAAACGAACACGACCGCAACUCGUUCGCAGCAGCGUACCACCCGGAUCUGCUCAAGCAGGAGCUCGAGAACGAGACGAUGGCAGGCGGAUGGGCGCAUCCGGUCAAUCCCAUGUUUGGCGCUGCCGCCGUCGGCCCCGAUGGACGCAUCUUGCCGACGCAGCCUGUUCAACAAAGACCAGGUCACAGCUCGCGGCAGAACUCGAUCGGGUCGCAUCCCACCAGUCCUCUCAUGCGCGGCAACAGUGCGCGCGACGAUGUGCUGACGGGCCUCGGAGUCUCUGCGGGCGACGACUCGGACGACGAGGCGGCAGGCAUGCUGGGCAACGCCAACGGUGUCGGCGCGGAUGGCACCGGCAAUGCCGCCGACGACGCGCGACGCAAGAAGAAGCCAAAGCAGGACGACGGCGACCACGUCUGCACCGACUGCGGCCGAGUCGACUCGCCCGAAUGGCGCAAAGGACCGCUGGGACCAAAGACGCUCUGCAACGCGUGUGGUCUGCGAUGGGCCAAGAAGAUCAAGCGCAAGGGCGGCGAUCCCAACAUGGCAGCUGGUUCCAUGAUGCCACCCGGCGGAGGCAUGGUCCCGCCGGGCGGUGUCGGAGGUGGUGGUGGGGUGAACGUGGGGAUGGGGUCGCACAUGAUGCCUCACGGACAUUCGAUGCAGCACGGUCAUCCACAUCCCUUCAAUCGAGCCGAUAGCGGUCAGAUGCAAGGCAUCCCGAUGGCGCCGCCCGGCUCGAUGCCACCUGGGAUGAGCAUGCCCGCCAUGAUCAACUCGUCGCCGAAUGGAUUCGGCAAUCGAAGCUCGUUCGACGAGAACCCGCAUCAGCACCAGAGUGGCGGCCUCAACAAUCUCGGCGGCGGCCACAUGUGA